Molecule: messenger RNA, 6506 nt
Organism: Homarus americanus (American lobster)
Lineage: Eukaryota; Metazoa; Arthropoda; Malacostraca; Decapoda; Nephropidae
Product: titin-like
Exons: 13
Coding region: 1220-6079 (1619 amino acids)
Biological process (GO): protein deubiquitination
Molecular function (GO): cysteine-type deubiquitinase activity
Source: RefSeq, a predicted model, not a curated record
CACAGUCCAAGGACUUGCAGUUAACAAGACUGCAAAGACUGAACCACAGUCCAAGGACUUGGCAGUUAACAAGACUGCAAAGACUGAACCACAGUCCAAGGACUUGGCAGUUAACAAGACUGCAAAGACUGAACCACAGUCCAAGGACUUGCCAGUUAACAAGACUGCAAAGACUGAACCACAGUCCAAUGACUUGCCAGUUAACAAGACUGCAAAGACUGAACCACAGUUCAAGGACUUGCCAGUUAACAAGACUGCAAAGACUGAACCACAGUCCAAGGACUUGCCAGUUAACAAGACUGCAAAGACUGAACCACAGUCCAAGGACUUGCCAGUUAACAAGACUGCAAAGACUGAACCACAGUCCAAGGACUUGCCAGUUAACAAGACCUCAAAGACUGAACCACAGUCCAAGGACUUGCCAGUUAACAAGACCUCAAAGACUGAACCACAGUUCAAGGACUUGCCAGUUAACAAGACCUCAAAGACUGAACCACAGUCCAAGGACUUGCCAGUUAACAAGACCACAAAGACUGAACCACAGCCCAAGGACUUGCCAGUUAACAAGACCUCAAAGACUGAACCACAGUUCAAGGACUUGCCAGUUAACAAGACCUCAAAGACUGAACCACAGUCCAAGGACUUGCCAGUUAACAAGACUUCAAAGACUGAACCACAGUUCAAGGACUUGCUAGUUAACAAGACCUCAAAGACUGAACCACAGUCCAAGGACUUGCCAGUUAACAAGACCUCAAAGAUUGAACCACAGUUCAAGGACUUGCCAGUUAACAAGACUUCAAAGACUGAACCACAGUUCAAGGACUUGCCAGUUAACAAGACCACAAAGACUGAACCACAGUUCAAGGACUUGCCAGUUAACAAGACCACAAAGACUGAACCACAGUCCAAGGACUUGCCAGUUAACAAGACCUCAAAGACUGAACCACAGUUCAAGGACUUGCCAGUUAACAAGACCACAAAGACUGAACCACAGUCCAAGGACUUGCCAGUUAACAAGACCUUAAAGACUGAACCACAGCCCAAAGACUUGCCAGUUAACAAGACCCCAAAGACUGAACCACAGCCCAAAGACUUGGUUAAUAAGACCACAAAGACUGAACCACAGCCCGAGGACUUGCCAGUUAACAAGACCUCAAAGACUGAACCACAGCCCAAGGACUUGGCAGUUAACAAGACCUCAAAGACUGAACCACAGCCCAUGGACUUGUCAGUUAACAAGACCUUAAAUACUGAACCACAGCCCAAGGACUUGGCAGUUAACAGGACCUCAAAGAUUGAACCACAGCCCAGGGACUUGCCAGUUAACAAGACCUUAAAGACUGAACCACAACUCAGGGACUUGGUAGUUAACAAGACCUCAAAGACUGAACCACAGCCCAAGGAGUUGCCGUUUAACGAGAUUUCAAAGAGUGAACCACAUGCCAAUGGCUUGCCAGUUAACACAAACUCAAACAAAGAUUCCAUAUUCCGAGAACUACAAAUUAACUCAAGUUUAAAGAAAGUAGAGCUGCCAUCAGAAGUCCACGUAACUAAAACUGUUUCCUUUAAGGAAGAGGAAGAACCUGUACCUGUGGGUGGUAAUUCAAAUAAGAAUCUAUCACCGAUAUUUGGGUCAAGUAAAGCAAUUCUCAAGAGGGGUAACAGACCAAUUGUGGAUGCACAUGUAAAAGAAUCCCUCGACACAAACUUGUCUCCAGGUAAACACCACAAAAAUGAACCAUCGACUUUAAAUGGAACAAAUUUGGCGUCCCAUAAGGUGGGCGAUGAGCACCUGUCGGGUAAUAAUGAAAAGAGAACGGAUUCUUCAGAGGAGAAAUUGCCAGGUGAACCUGAUGAAGAGACGCUAAGAACAGAUGACAGUCGAACUGAUAAGAGAGAAGUCCAUAAGAUGGAAAUAAAAGAAGAAUUGGAAACAAACGGCUCACACACAGAAGAACUGCAGACACUGCAACCUAAAUCGAAAGAAAACAGAAUGGAAGUUUCAAAAAGAAGAGAACUAAUGAUGGAAGUUACAAAGAUAAAAGAAAUAGAGACUGAAGAACACACAAUAAAAGAACCAAAGAUGUUAGAAAGGAAGAUGGAGGAACGAAGCAAACAACUAUUAAAGAUGAUAGAAGAGACAGGAGAAUUAAAGGGAAAAGAAUCAGAGGCAGUUGAACCUCAGACGAAGGAAGUGAAGACAGUUGAACCUCAGACGAAGGAAGUGAAGACAGUUGAACCUCAGACGAAGGAAGUGAAGACAGUUGAACCUCAGACGAAGGAAGUGAAGACAGUUGAACCUCAGACGAAGGAAGUGAAGACAGUUGAACCUCAGACGAAGGAAGUGAAGACAGUUGAACCUCAGACGAAGGAAGUGAAGACAGUUGAACCUCAGACGAAGGAAGUGAAGACAGUUGAACCCCAGAUUGAAGAAGUGAAGACAGUUGAACCCCAGAUUGAAGAAGUGAAGACAGUUGAACCUCAGGCUAAAGAAGUGAAGAUAGUUGAACCUCAGACUAAAGUGAAGAUAGUUGAACCUCAGACUAAAGUGAAGAUAGUUGAACCCCAGACUAAAGAAGUGAAGACAGUUGAACCUCAGGCUAAAGAAGUGAAGACAGUUGAACCCCAGAUUGAAGAAGUGAAGACAGUUGAACCUCAGGCUAAAGAAGUGAAGACAGUUGAACCCCAGACUAAAGAAGUGAAGAUAGUUGAACCCCAGACUAAAGAAGUGAAGAUAGUUGAACCCCAGACUAAAGAAGUGAAGAUAGUUGAACCCCAGACUAAAGAAGUGAAGAUAGUUGAACCCCAGAUUGAAGAAGUGAAGACAGUUGAACCUCAGGCUAAAGAAGUGAAGACAGUUGAACCUCAGGCUAAAGAAGUGAAGACAGUUGAACCCCAGACUAAAGAAGUGAAGACAGUUGAACCUCAGACUAAGGAAGUGAAGAAAGUUGAACCUCAGAUGAAGGAAAUUAAGACAGUUGAACCUCAGAUGAAGGAAGUGAAGACAGUUGAACCCCAGACUAAAGAAGUGAAGACAAUUGAACCUCAGACUAAAAAGCUGAAGACUGUUGAACCCCAGACUGAAGAACUGAAGACAGUUGAACCUCAUACUGAAGUAAAGACAGUUGAACCUCAGGCUAAAGGAGUGAAGACUGUUGAACCUCAGACUAAAGGAGUGAAGACAGUUCAACCUCAGACUAAAAAGCUGAAGACUGUUGAACCCCAGACUGAAGAACUGAAGACAGUUGAACCCCAGACUAAAGGAGUGAAGACAGUUGAACCUCAGACUAAAGGAGUGAAGACAGUUGAACCUCAGACUAAAAAACUGAAGACUGUUGAACCCCAGACUGAAGAACUGAAGACAGUUGAACCUCAGGCUAAAGGAGUGAAGACAGUUGAACCCCAGACUAAAGGAGUGAAGACAGUUGAACCCCAGACUAAAGAAGUGAAGAUAGUUGAACCCCAGACUAAAGAAGUGAAGAUAGUUGAACCCCAGAUUGAAGAAGUGAAGACAGUUGAACCUCAGGCUAAAGAAGUGAAGAUAGUUGAACCCCAGACUAAAGAAGUGAAGAUAGUUGAACCCCAGAUUGAAGAAGUGAAGACAGUUGAACCCCAGACUAAAGGAGUGAAGACAGUUGAACCCCAGACUAAAGGAGUGAAGACAGUUGAACCCCAGACUAAAGGAGUGAAGACAGUUGAACCCCAGACUAAAGAAGUGAAGACAGUUGAACCCCAGACUAAAGGAGUGAAGACAGUUGAACCUCAUACUGAAGAAGUAAAGAUAGUUGAACCCCAGACUGAAGGAGUGAAGACAGUUGAACCCCAGACUGAAGGAGUGAAGACAGUUGAACCCCAGACUAAAGGAGUGAAGACAGUUGAACCCCAGACUGAAGAAGUAAAGACAGUUGAACCCCAGACUGAAGGAGUGAAGACAGUUGAACCUCAGACAGUUGAACCCCAAACUAUAGAAGUAAAGACAGUUGAACCCCAGACUGAAGGAAUGAAGACAGUUGAACCUCAGACAUUUGAACCCCACACAAAAGAGGAAGAUUCCACAGUGCCUGAAAUACUAGAUCAAGACUCAGUAAAACACAAGACCGUUAAUAAAAUCACUGGGGAAGGAAAGGGAGAAGAGAGACAGAUAGAGGAAUUAAAGAAAAUGAAAGAUAAAGACAAUAAGGAAUUAAAGAGAGGAUAUGCAAAGACAGAACACAAGGAAGAGGUGGGAAUGAAAGAAAGUGAAAAUAAGAGAUAUAAUGAAGAAGAAAGGAAAAAAGACACCAUAGUGGAAUUUAAUCUUGAGGUUGAAGAGAACAAGACAAUAGGUGACUUUAUUAUUAAAUUAGACUCAAAGGCGAAGAAAAUAAACACAGAAGAAUUAAUGUCAACAGGAGGACAGGUUGUUGAACAAAAAUCCGAUCAAAUGAAAAAAGAAAAAGAACUGGAAAUGGACAAAACAAUGAAGGCAGAACCAGAACCACAAACAACUAUGAUAGAUGAUGAUCCGAAACAAGGUCUUCAAGUGAUGGUGGACAACACAGACAUACAGCUACAAGAAACAAAAACAUGUGAAACAAAUACACAAAUGCUAAAUAUUGACCAACCACAAGUAGAUGAACUAGAGACAAGUAUACCCUAUGGAGAAGUCAAAACAGAAGAGGUACUAAGACAUGAGUACUCCCUUAGUGGCACACCAGAUCAAUGCAAGGAACCCCCAAUAAUGACUGAGAUUCACAAUGGUGGUAUUAUUCCUCCUGCAUCGCCUUCCUCAGCAGGACAUAUGGGACUUGAGGCUCCAUUGCCCAAGGUUACUUCAAUGAAGGGCCUUCUUAAAGGAAAUCUAAUACAAGAGAAGGCCUUAAGGAUGGAAGAUCACCAAUGGCAGCGUUCUUCUCAGGGUACACCAGGACAGAGGGAACCUUUAUGGGAGGAACAGGCAUCACAAAUUGGCAUAGUCAGGGAGUACCAGGACCCUGUGACAGACCACUCGCAGGCCAUCCACAGGUUGACGACUGAACUAGCGCGACUCACGGAACGGUUCGGCCGCACUCAACAAGAGACACCCAGUGCCACGGUGUUGACGCCCUCUGGUCUACCUAACCUGGACAACACCUGCUACAUCAACUCCAUCAUCCAGUGUCUCUUUAACAUCAACAUCCUGAGGGACUACUUCACACAGGACACAUACAGGAGGGACCUCAAUGAAAAGAGUGAACACCAGGGGGAAGUAGCUGAAUCCUUUGCUCAAGUCAUGGUGGCUCUUGGGUCCUGCCAUAAACUCAACCUUAACCUGAAAGUGAAGCUCAAACAGUUGAAGCAGGUGAUGGAGAAGUAUGACCACAGGGACUUGGUCAGAGGUCAGGACCAACAGGGAGAAGACACUUAUCACCUACUGUGUUCCUUGCUGCUGAGGCUUCACAUAGACCUUGUCCCGAGGACCAAAGCCCGACGGAUCUUCGCCCAACACGACAUCACCACGACCACCACCCAUUACCAUAGGUUCUCGUCCAUCGUGUCUCAUCUGUUCCGCGGGGUACACGAGACUCGGGUAACGUGUGGGUGGUACAACGUCGUCGUCUCCCGCAGUAGGGAACCCUUCUUCACCCUCUCCCUCGCCUCCACUGUGCAGAAGGCAGAGUCCUGGACGCUGGAGGACCUGUUGAAGCAGCACCACCAGCCACGGGACAUACAGUGGUUGUGUACAGCUUGUGGAGUGACCCAUAAGUGUACUAGUGUCACCACCUUCGUCACUCUACCACCAGUACUUGUAGUCUACCUGGGCAGGUGCAGUGCCCAGUUGAAGGAGAGGACCCGAGUGAUGUAUCCUGCAGAAGGUCUCAGUCUCCAGGAGGUGACAACGCCAAGCUGUCUCAGUCACGGAGAUUAUAGUUUGAAGGGUGUGUGUGGUGGUGAAGACCAGGGUAUACAUAAGUCUUACUACCACCGUCACAACACCGCCUUCUGUUCUGACGACCCAUGGACGACGUGUGAGGAUGAGAGUGCCAUUCAGGAGAUGAACCUGAACACCAUCCUACAAGUCACACACGCCAGCAUCCUAUUCUACGUUGCUGAAAAUUAAUUAUAUUCCCCCAACAUAAAAUGAAAUAUAGGGUUGUAUAGGAAUAUACAGUGUGUUUCAGAAUGUUUCCGGAUGAUUAUAGAGUGCCUUGAUCGGGACUGCUUGAUAAAUAUUAAUUAUUCAGACAUUGAACCUAACCUAACCAAAACCACCAUAGAAUCGCCGGGUUAAUUUAGCGUGGGUUAGGUUCGUGUCAUCUGCUUUUUAUUUUCCAGUAGACACAAAUCACUGAUCAUUACCUAAACAAAACGACUCUGAAUCGACUGGUUUGUUUAGGUUAAGUUAAAAGUUUGUGUCGCCUGCUUUAAAGAAUAGAUAAAUCGAUAAAUAAAUGAUUUUGGGGUCAUUUUUGUGGCUCUGCCUGAGGGUGACCUCUUGCUGUAAACUCGAAUCAUGUCUGCAUAAAUAAAAAAAAAAAAAAAAGGGA